This is a messenger RNA of Tribolium madens (black flour beetle), 1036 nucleotides long. RefSeq lists its product as uncharacterized. Bases 59 to 1006 code for a protein of 315 amino acids. The record is from RefSeq and is a predicted model, not a curated record. The transcript is spliced from 11 exons. Lineage: Eukaryota; Metazoa; Arthropoda; Insecta; Coleoptera; Tenebrionidae.
AUAUGACAUAUGUCAGCCAAAAUUUUCUGAAAUUUUAGUGAUUUUGUCUAAAAUCAUUAUGAGUAAAUUUUCAUCCUGGACCAACAACCCAAGAAAUCAAUGUUACAAUUACCAGCAAUCAGAAUUUACAAAAAACGGUUGUAACACUGACACACAAUCAGCUAUCGCAAAAGUGAAAAAUGCAGUUGGUGAGAAAACAGAUGACCAAAACUGGACAGCAAUUGAUUGUGACUGUGCGCCCGAUUUUUUUAACCGUUUUUUGGGCCCGACAGCCGAUGAAGUUUUUCUUACGGGAUUACAAGCAAUUAUGGAACUUUGUAACCGGUUUGUGACCUGUGAUAAACCAGACGUUGAUAAGGAGUCAAAUAAACUAAGUGAUACGAGCAGUAUUGACACUUCAGAAUGUGACACAAUGACCUGUCCACAAUUUAGAGUUUCAAGUUGCAUACAAACACACGACGAAGAACCAUGUAGGGACUACAAAACAAAUUUUUAUAAAAAACCUAAAAUGUGCGUUUGUUGCAAGUGUGACAAAUCUCUUCAAGAAGACUUCAUCGAAAUACAAAAAACUGCAAAUACGCCAAAAAUGUGUAUUUGUUGUAAAUGUUUUAAAUCAGAAUUAACUAAAACUAGAGACACUGUUCCUCAAACAAGUUGCUCAAAUACUGAUGUAAAAAAUAAGUCUUGCAAAUGUGAUAAACCCAAAGACUUUGUUUCUCAGAAAACAACUUAUUCAAACACUGAUGUCAAAAACAAGCCUUGCAAAUGUUGCAAGUGUGCAAAACAAACAAAAGUCAAGGUGUGCAGGUGCUACGACUGUCAUGCUCCUGUUGUCUGCAAGAAAGAGGGAUAUUUUAAUCGUCUUAAGUCGAUAGUAAAAUGCAAGUGUGAAGCUUGCUUGACGAGACGGCAGAGUAAAAGUAAUAUCGUGUUUGAUAAAGGAGACACUUGUUCUAAUAUUGAUACUCGUUACUAUCGUGACAAAUCCAGUUAUUACUAUUGUUGAGCUUAAUUUAAUAAAUUUCGGCUUUUUAAA